AGAACUUUUCCAAAGGAUUCCUUGAGGUUCAUUGACGUGCUCCAUGGUCGCAUCAGCAAUGAUGAACAGGGCCAAAAUAGGUUCGUUAAGCGACUUGAAUAGACUCAAAAAGGUCUCAUCACUAUCAAGGUCAUUGAGAAGAGAGAGUGCAAAGUUUUUGCCCAAUAUGAAGAAAGCAGAACUGAUUUUCAUCCCUGCACCUGGAAUUGGCCACCUAGCGCCGUCUGUGGAGGUAGGAAAGCUCAUCGUCAGCCGUGAUGACCGGCUUUCCAUAACAUUCCUUAUUAUACAGCCAUGGAGUUCUGACUCCAAAGUUGCCACUUACAUUGAAUCACUUGCUUCCUCCACCUUAUCCCACCGUCUCCAAUUCAUCAAAGUGCCUCGUCCUGAGCCAAAACCCUCAGAAAAGCCCUCGCACUUAGGUCAGUUGAUCGACCUCCAGAUACCCCAAGUCAAAGAACAAGUGACCAAGCUUUUCCAGACCCAAAAUCGUCCUCAACUUGCUGGCUUCGUUAUUGAUAUGUUAUGUACAUCAAUGAUAGACGUGGCCAAUGAGUUUUAUCUUCCCACCUAUCUUUACUUCACCUCAAGCGCGUCUUACUUAGGACUCGAGUUUCAUCUCCAAACUCUUCAUGAUGAGCAAAACGUGGACAUUACAGAGUUUGAUGGCUCAGAUGCAGAGUUACAGCUGCCAGUUAUGUUGAACCCAGUUCCAGCUAAUGUCUUGCCAACUUCUUUUCUUAGCAAGGAUUGGCUUCCAACUUCCUUGUCUUAUGCAAGAAGCUGCAGAGAAGCCAAAGGUAUCAUCAUAAACACAUUCAUGGAGCUCGAACCACUUGCAGUGAACUCUCUUCUAACCCCUCCGGUGUACCCGGUUGGACCAAUUUUGAGUCUCAAGACUGAUGUUACUGAAAGCACAGGUGAGGCUGACAAAAACUCUGAUAUUAUGAAAUGGCUUGAUGACCAACCUCCAUCAUCUGUGGUGUUCCUGUGCUUUGGGUCCUUUGGAUGCUUUGGUCCAGACCAGGUGAAAGAAAUUGCAUCUGCACUGGAGUUAAGUGGGCAUCGAUUCAUUUGGUCUUUACGCCAAGCCCCAUCAAAGGAUGCAGCCUCUUCACGUCCUACUGAGUACACUAAUGUUGCAGAAGCCUUACCAGAAGGAUUUUUAGAUCGAACGGCUGGGAUCGGUAAGAUCAUUGGAUGGGCACCACAAGUUGCAAUACUAUCUCACCCUGCAAUCGGAGGGUUCGUGUCGCAUUGUGGAUGGAAUUCAAUUCUGGAGAGCAUAUGGUUUGGUGUUCCAAUUGCUGCAUGGCCAAUGUAUGCAGAGCAACAAUUCAGUGCCUUUGAAAUAGUGGUGGAGUUGGGAUUGGCAGUGGAGAUUAAAAUGGAUUAUAGGAGGUCUGUCUUUGACAAACCUGAGGGUAUUGUGAGCCUCAAGGAGAUUGAAAGAGGAAUUACAAGCCUUAUGGAGCCUGAUAGUGAGAUAAGGAGAAAAAUGAAGAAGAUGAGUGAAUCCAGCAGAUUGGCUUUGAUGGAAGGUGGGUCUUCACACUCUACUCUGGACAAUCUGAUAUCUUUAUUAGUUAGUGGUGGUAAUUUGUCAUAGAAAUAUGACCAUCACUGUUGAUGGUUCCAUUUUAAGGUUUCCUUCCUUUACUAUUAAGACUUUUAAUGCAGCAUUUCCCUUAACGUUUU
Tripterygium wilfordii is the source of this 1698-nucleotide messenger RNA. Its product is annotated as anthocyanidin 3-O-glucosyltransferase 2-like. The transcript is spliced from 2 exons. NCBI's taxonomy places the organism in Eukaryota, Viridiplantae, Streptophyta, Magnoliopsida, Celastrales, Celastraceae. Bases 44 to 1609 code for a protein of 521 amino acids. The record is from RefSeq and is a predicted model, not a curated record. Gene Ontology annotation, molecular function: UDP-glycosyltransferase activity.